This is a messenger RNA of Hydra vulgaris (swiftwater hydra), 2063 nucleotides long. Its product is annotated as protein AF-9. Gene Ontology annotation, biological process: positive regulation of DNA-templated transcription. Gene Ontology annotation, molecular function: chromatin binding. The record is from RefSeq and is a predicted model, not a curated record. Gene Ontology annotation, cellular component: transcription elongation factor complex. Lineage: Eukaryota; Metazoa; Cnidaria; Hydrozoa; Anthoathecata; Hydridae.
GCAGCCGGACGAGUCUUCAGUUUAUUUUAAAAAACUUGUUUGUACAUGCGCGAAGUUUUGAAAAUCAGGUCGAAAAGCAAAUGGAUCAAACGCUUUUUUUCCAGAGCGAGGAGAAAAGAGUAUAAUUUAGUGGUUAACUGAUGUCUUCUUCUUGUGACAAACGGGUUCAAGUCAAAAUUGAAGUUGGUCAUCAGUCUGUAUGCAAGAAUGUAGUAACACCAACUGGCUUCACACAUGAUUGGAAUAUUUUUGUACGUGGUGCUGAAGGAAAUGAUAUUUCUCAUUUUGUUGAAAAAGUUGUGUUUUUAUUACAUGAAAGUUUUCCCAAACCAAAAAGAGUAUGCAAAGAACCACCUUAUAAAGUUGCUGAGUCAGGAUACGGAAGUUUUACUCUACCAGUUGAAAUUCAUUUUCGUAAUAAUAAAGAAGAACCACGCAAAUAUCGCUUAGAUUAUGAUUUAUUCUUACAAUUAUUAGGUAAACCGCCAGUAAACCAUAUUAAAGUUGAAGCAUUAACGUUUUUGAACCCAUCAGAUGAUUUUGAAGCUAAACUUUUGCGUGGAGGUGCAUGUAUCCUACCACCAGUGACAAGUUCUUUAGGUUCUGUAACGAAAUCUGAAACUCAAGUUUCAAAAAGUAUUGCAUCUCCAUCUCUAGACUUUGUUGCUAAUAGUCAAAGUAAAUCAUCUAUGAACGCAACAAAAACCCCAAAACAAAACUUACAACAAUCUCUAAGCAUAAAGCGACAAUUGCACCCUGAUGAUGAAACAAAGUUAAAAAAAAAGAAACUUGAAAAAUCUGAUGUUGGAAUGCAAAAUGUCAAGCCCCCAAAAGAUGUUCCAAUUUUAUCGAAACCAAUUUUGUUGAAUGCUAAUUGUUCUGAAACAAGUGAUGUUCAAAAAAGCAAAAAUUUUCAACAGACUCACAAAAAACCAAAAGAAGUUAAAAAAGAAGUACAAUCAACAAAUAGUAAUUCAACUACCAGUAAACCUAAAGAACACAAAUAUAGAGGAAAAGAAUUAAAAACAAAAAAAGAAAAGACUUCUGAGCCUCUACAAUCUUUAAAAGAUGAUUUGCCAAAACUACCAAAGUUGUUAUUUACACGAACACCUGAUGAUGUUUAUAUUAAAAAGCCAUCAGCAACAACUACUGGAGUUUCUAGUAAUGGAGGUAACACAACAAUUGUUAAUCAUUCAUUAAAUCAUGAACCUGCAAUGCAGAUUGAAUGCAAAAGUGCUCUUUUGACUGACAAUAAUCUAGAUGACCAUAGCUCUGAUGAUGGUAUUCAUGCAGAUCUUUCAAGUGACUUAACAAAAAUAAUAAAAAAUGAAAUAUCAGUUUCAGCGACAACUCAGCCCCAUUCUUCUGAAAGUUCUCAUACACAUAUUUCAAAACCAAAGAAAUCAAAAGUUCAUAAAUCUAUCCUUAAUGAUACUGAAAACAUAACUCCAAAAAAAGAAAUUGCAAAAAUGAGAGUAACAGAUGUUGGGAAGACACUACCCAAAUCUUUGCCAGUUUCAAAUGAUUUAUAUGAAUUGUACAAAGCUCUUAACAAUUGUCAAGAUGAUGAUAAAUUACAGAGAAUUGUUGAUAUUGUUGAGGAGUCUGGACAUUUUGACAUUACAUCAACAACAUUUGAUUUUAAUUUACUGUCGUUAGAUCAUGAAUCAAUAACGCUGUUAAAACAGCUCAUUCUUUCAUAGUUUUAUUUUUAUAUAUAUAUAUUUUGUUAAAAAGACAUUUGUGUUUAAAUUUUUAAGAUAUUUUUUAUUUAUUAUAGAAGCCAAUGUGAAUAUAUUAAAAUAUUUGUUACUUGUAUAAAGAGUUCAUUCUAUGAUAUUAUCCUACCAAAGCAAGUUUUGGUAUGACCAAAAAUUUUUAGAAAGUACUUAUUUAAUUAUUAUAUGGCUUUUGAACAGUUUUCGGUUGUCUCAGUAUCAUGGUCAAUUUGACAAGUUGAGCAUAUUUUAUAUGUAUAUGAUUUGUUAUUUCAAGUAUUACUAUACAGAUUUAUAUCCCAGUCCUCAUUUUGUAGCUUUGUUAAAGGCUUCUUUGUUUUUAUC